Messenger RNA from Adineta steineri, 2565 nucleotides. The record is from the annotation of a GenBank genome assembly. NCBI's taxonomy places the organism in Eukaryota, Metazoa, Rotifera, Eurotatoria, Adinetida, Adinetidae.
AUGUACAACUGGGAAAGUUCCAUGGAAGAUCGAAUACGUCACAUGCGGCAAGAAGAGUUAGGUACCUUACAACGUAUCUAUAUUUUACGGAGUCUUAAUUCUAUUCAUAACUCCAUCUUAAUACCACUUCUUGCACUUACUAUGUUCGGUACUUCUUGGCUGUUAGAUUAUCCAUUGAAUGCUGUUGACUGUUUUACAACUCUAACAUUUUUUGGCCUAUUACGAAACCAAAUUAUGUUUCUCAUGCCAGCAAUAACCGAAAGAUUAACAGAUGUACAAGGUGCCUCGAAGAGAAUCGAUGCAUUCAUGCGCUCGACAGCAACAACACAAAAUCAGCACUCGUCAAAAUCUUCAUCUCAUGACUUACAGCCAGGGCACAUCUUCAUGUCCAACGCUUCUUUCGCUUGGUCCCAUGAUCAGCCUUGUCUUUCGUCACUGAAUAUUAACAUCAAAUCAGGUACUUUUGUUGGCAUUGUUGGAACAGUUGGAGCUGGUAAAUCAUCUCUUCUUGCUGCCAUUCUAGGUGAAAUGAUUUUGAUUGAUGGUCAAUUAAUGACAUAUGGAAGUUCAUUUUCUUAUGCACCUCAAUCAGCAUGGCUAUUCGCAGACACCAUCAGAAAUAAUAUUCUUCUAAAUAAAGCAUUUGAUGAACAACGCUAUCGAGAUGUCAUUCACGCCUGCUGCCUCGAUGUUGAUCUUAGUUUAGUUGGAGUAGCCGGUGAUUUGACAAUGGUUGGAGAAAGAGACGUAGAAACGAAGAAGGAAACAUCCGAAUUGGAUAAUCUGAUCAAUGACAAUACAUUGGCAGCUGAUUCUCAAUCAAUCAUUGCUGAAGAGAUAUCAGUUAGUGGCAAAGCAAAUUGGAGUUUAUGGUAUCGUUUAUUUAUUAUGUCACCGUUGGGUAUCUGUGGUUUUUGUUUAUUGAUUUUACUACUCAUAAUCGGUGAAAUAUUCUACGAUGGUACAAACUAUUGGCUUCGAAUCUGGUUGAAACAUUCUUCUGCUGAUCAACAACGUUUUCCAACACUUGCUUAUAUCUAUUUUGGAUUGAGCAUUACUACCAUAGUGGCAGAUGUGCUACGUGUUAUCUUCUCUUUCUAUAUUAUUCUACAUGGUACGAAUAAUCUACAUAAUGGCAUGCUCAAAGGUGUAUUACAUACAUCGAUACAGUUCUUUGAAAGUAAUCCAAGUGGACGAAUUCUCAGUCGAGCAAGUAAAGAUCAGAAGAUUCUCGAUGAAGUAUUACCGACUGUUCUAAUACCUACUAUGAAGGCAAUCACAUUGUCAGUAGGUUCGAUUGUGGUAAUCUGUCUUGUUAAACCAUAUAUUUUACUCGUCAUUGUGGCACUAAUCCCUUUUGUCUUACUAUUGUGUCGUUUCUAUCUACGAUCGAAUAGUCAACUGAAACGACUUGAAAGUGCAACUCAUAGUCCAAUUUAUGAUCUUCUUUCGUCAUCACUCCAUGGUUCAGUAAGUGUGCGUGCAUUUCGAGUCCAAGAACAUUUCAUGACUGUUUUCACUGAUAGAAUAGAUCGAAACACACGUACUUCCAUCAAUACACGAGGUGCCGGACGAUGGUUUGCCAUGCGACUCAAUCUCUUACCUUUCAUCAAUACGUUCGCCACUGCAAUCCUGUUAGUCAUUUAUCGUCAUGAGAUCGAUUCAUCUCUCAGUGCAUUCUUAUUGAUGUAUGCUAUUUCCAUACCGAAAUCGUUUCAAUUAGCUCUUCAGCAAUUGUUCGAGGCAGAUCUAUUAAUGACAAGUGUCGAACGAAUAUAUGAAUACUCACAACUUCCACCUGAAGAAGAUCAAGGUGGUCAUCAACGUUUAAUCAACACUUCACCGAACUGGCCAAUACGUGGAACAAUUGACUUUCGAAACUACUUCUUAUCUCAUCGAGCAGGUCUCGACCCAGUAUUGAAAAAUAUCAAUAUACAAAUUAGAUCUGGUGAAAAGAUUGGUAUCAUAGGUCGAACUGGUGCUGGAAAAUCAUCUCUCUUCAAAGGUAUCCUUCGUUUCAUACAUAGAUCGAAUGUUCAGGGUGUAGUGCUUAUCGAUGAUAUCGAUAUUAGUCGCAUUACACUGCAACAACUUCGAUCUCAUCUCAGCAUCAUUCCUCAACAACCUGUUCUAUUCAGUGAUACUCUUCGAUACAAUCUUGAUCCAUUCAAUUUCUAUUCGGAUGAACAAUGUUGGAUGGCACUGGAUGAUGUGCAAUUGAAACAAUUUGUGAGCGAUCAUCCAAUGGGUCUUCAGAUGUUGAUCACUGAAUCAGGUAGUAAUUUGAGUGCCGGACAAUGUCAGUUGAUCUGUAUUGCUCGAGCAAUCUUAAAGCAGAGUAAAAUCUUAUUGAUCGAUGAAGCAACAUCUAAUGUUGAUCAAAAAACAGAUACCAUCAUUCAAACAGUAAUUGCUAACAAAUUUCGUGAUAGAACUGUUCUGACUAUUGCACAUCGACUGAAUACCAUAGCUCAAAGUGAUCGAAUUCUUCUACUAGAUGAAGGUUUGGUAGUGAAUUUUGAUACGCCCAAGAAUAUUUUACAACAAUAUCAACAACCAUGUUAA